AUGAGAAGCAGAGUAAUGGAUGAUGAGGAAGGUUUGGAGCUGUUGCAGAACAAUAAGAAGGCAAACAAGCUAAAAGUUCUGGAUCUUUCCGGUUGUGGAACCUUACCAACAAAACUUCCUGAUUUUCCUGAAUCCGGGAGCCUAGAAAUGCUAAAUCUUUCUGGCUUCAGAAGCAAGAAGCUGAAUAUCGAGAAUUUGUGGAACCUGAAAUUGCUAAAUCUGAACGGAUGUGAAAUAAAAAUGGUAAUUGGGGGAACCAUUGGAAUGCUGAAGUGCCUGGAAGAGCUUGAUCUCACCAACCUCCAAUGUGACAAUUGGAAGGAAUUGGUUGUUGAUAUUGGUGAAUUGCAAUCUAUAAAGGUCUUGAAAACUAUUGGACUAAAGCGUAUUCCCUCGUACAUGGAGUCAACUACCGAAGAAGAAGAAGAAGAUGAUGAUAAAUAUGAAGAGGAGAGUGAAGGAGAAGGUGAAGAAGGAGAAGAAGAAGAUGAUGAUGAAGAGGGGAGUGAAAGAGAAGGAAUUUUCGAUGACGAGGAUCAAGAUGAAGAUGGAGGAGAAAGGGGAGAAGAGGAGAAGAAGUCUACUACCAAAGAAGAGGAGGAGAAGGAGAAGAAGCGGAGGAUGAGAAAGAUGGAGAAGGAAUUCCUGAUGACGAGGAACCAAAUUACAAGAAAGAAGGCAAAAGUAAUUAUAAGGGUGCUACACACUUCAUUCCGAGUUGCUAAUCUCUCGGAACUAGUGGAGUUGGAGGAGUUAGCUGUCCAAAAUUGUGAUUUCGGACUCGAGAUCCCUCCCGUGGGAGACGUGGGCACAAAUGCUAAUAAUGACACCGCUAGUACGUGGUGGAAGGUAUCUAAAUUGAAGUCUCUGACGCUCCAUAAAGCAAAGUUUGUCGUGGCAGUAGAGAACAACAGUAGCAGCAUCAGUACUACUACUAAUAGUAGUACUGUUGCAACAACUCCCUCAUCAUCUCGGGUGUUGCUGCCGUCGUUUCUGUCGAAGCUCCACAUUUCGAACUGUUCGAUGCUGGAGUGGCUACCGAACUUGGAGAAUCUAGAAAACCUGACCGAAUUUACCAUCAAGGUGUGCAGCAAUCUACGACGGAUCCAAGGCCUAGAGCAUCUGUCGCAGAAAUUCAAAAAGUUGCACAAGCUAGAGAUAACAUCUUGCCGUGGUCUCCUAGAAUCCACAUUCGGCGGUGACAAAAACAUCGGCCCUCUACGGGAGUUGUGCAUCCGCAAGUCUGGCGGCGGCGUACCUCAUUUGUCGAACUUCCCCGGGCUUACGGCCUUGGAAAUCGGGGAUAUAGUUUUUGCCGACCGUGAUUCUGAGCUGCAGGAUUUUGUAUCGCGCCUUGAGGGGAUUGCCGGGCUGGCAAAUUUGGAGCAACUGAGGCUGUUUGAGUUGCUAACGUUAGAGAGGCUUCCUUCACUCUCCAAGCUACGAAAGCUGUCGAAGUUAGCCAUCCAUGAUCUGCCGAAACUGCGCGAGAUCCAGGGCCUUGCUGACCUGAAGUCUUUGGAGCGAUUGAUGCUCGCCGGUUGUGAAUCUCUAGAGAAGUUGAUACUGCCGCCUGCAGCUGAUCGCCGUUUGAAGGAAAUCGAUAUUCGAGGAUGUAAGAGCUUGCGUUCUGCUGAUCUCUCUGUUCUCAAGGCUGAUUAUCUGCCUGCAGGUGAAGUGCACAUCCAAUGGCCGCAUGAGCUGUACAAAUCUGAUGAUGCACCGGCGAUUUUCCCAGACGAGACUUAUUCGUCAGGCUGCUCAAUACAGUAG
Messenger RNA from Linum tenue, 1773 nucleotides. The record is from the annotation of a GenBank genome assembly. NCBI's taxonomy places the organism in Eukaryota, Viridiplantae, Streptophyta, Magnoliopsida, Malpighiales, Linaceae.